GGUGGCCUCGGCCCCUCUAGCAGGUCUCGCGACAACGCCCGCCCAGCGGCCGCCCUUGCCGCGCGUGCGCAGACUCCGGAGUCUGCUUCCGGCGUCUCCUUCCGGUGUGGCCCAGGCAGGGUCCGCAGAGCCAACCAUGUCGGAUUACCGCCUGCCCCAGUACAAGAGCGGGGACCUGGUGUUUGCCAAGUUAAAGGGCUAUGCCCACUGGCCGGCGCGGGUAGAGCACAUGACCCAGCCCAACCGUUACCAGGUGUUUUUCUUCGGAACCCACGAGACGGCCUUCCUGAGCCCCAAACGCCUGUUCCCGUACCAGGAGUCCAAGGAGAAGUUCGGCAAGCCCAACAAGAGGCGCGGCUUCCGCGAGGGGCUGUGGGAGAUCGAGAACAACCCCACGGUCCAGGCCUCCGACUGCGUGUUCGCCCCGGAGAAGGGCGGUGGAGACGGGCCCCGGCCGGAGCCCGAGGCCGCAGAGAGCGACGCGGACAAGCCGAACCACGCCGAGGGCGGCGGCGACGAGCCGAGGAAGCCGGGCGGCAACGAGCCCGCCGAGGAGGAGAAGGGGCCGCUGAAGAGGAGCGCGGGGGACCCGCCGGAGGACGCCCCCAAACGGCCUAAGAAGGCCGCCGCCGACCAGGAGGAGGAGGCGGAGGCGGAGGCAGCGGCGGACGUCGACGGGGAGAGUCCGCUCCUCGUGGCGGUGGAGAACGGCAGUGCCCCCAGCGAGCCCGGCCUGACCUGCGAGCAGUCCCAGCCAGAGGAGGAGGAGCUCCAGGAGGAAGAAGCCGAUGACGAGGAGCCCUCCCAGGAGUGGGAUGCCGAGGGCCCGGGCGGCGGAGAUCGCGACAGCCUGUAGUUACCAGCGUUUCCAGAAGAGCCCCCCCGCCCCCCCGUUCCUGCCGCGGCCUGGCUCUUCCUGGGGAAUCUGGCCACCGCCUGCAAACUG
This is a messenger RNA of Cebus imitator (Panamanian white-faced capuchin), 946 nucleotides long. RefSeq names its product HDGF like 1 (gene HDGFL1). The transcript has a single exon. Gene Ontology annotation, biological process: regulation of transcription by RNA polymerase II. Lineage: Eukaryota; Metazoa; Chordata; Mammalia; Primates; Cebidae. Gene Ontology annotation, molecular function: transcription coregulator activity; double-stranded DNA binding. Gene Ontology annotation, cellular component: nucleus. The record is from RefSeq and is a predicted model, not a curated record. The coding region runs from base 137 to 856 and encodes 239 amino acids.